AUGGGCCAAACUUCCUCUUCCUCUCACACCUCGACCUCUGUGUCUGAGAAUAAACUGCUUGAUGUUGAACUUGAAAUCAUUUCUGCUAAGGACAUCGCUGCGGGGGACUAUUUCUGCAUGAACGCCGCACUCAAGGGCCAUGUAGCUUCAAGUGACGCCUACGCUCUCAUUGAAGUAGCCGGUCAAAAAGUGGCCUGGACACGUCCCAUUUUCCACACGCUCGAGCCCGUGUGGAAUGAAAAGUUUUCUUUCAAGAACGUCAAACCUGACACACUGUGCAAACUCUAUCUGUUGGACGAAGAUAUGGACGGUGAUGAUGCUCUGGGCGAGACACAAUUCAAUGCAGUCAACACGGAUGGCGUUGAGACGAUGUUUGAGCUGCAUAUCACUCGCAACGGCAAGAAAGCCGGUACUAUUGAAGUUAAGGUCACGUCAAACAUAAGCAAGAUCAAUGGCGACGGCAAAUUGCAGCAGGUCGGACCUGUGCACUACUCGGCUCAUUUAGGCAUCACAUCGGGUCUUCUUGCCCAUUCUUUGACGGAAGAUGACAAGCUUCAAGCUUCAGCUUACCACUUGCAAAUGCACAACAUCGUGCAGAUCCUACCAAACGACCAUGAGUGGAACAAGAAUUACCCUACGAUCCAGAAAAUCUUUUCCCCCGACCAUCUAGAGUCCCCUGCACUGCGAAAGGCAAUUUCUAGCGAGCAUGAAUUGAUCUAUCGACACAGACCUAAUACACAGUACGGAAAGCUUAAGGACGGAUCGGACUUGUUUAAGCUGAUCAACUACGGCCAGCGACUGGAAAAACCCGUGCUCUUCACGUACGCCAUCACAUCGACGGGCUGGUACUUUUCCGAGACGGGUGCUUCCUUCUUCAAGGACAUGUUUUCCAAGCACAUGCUUCACGCGAAUGUUGCGUUUUCAGUCAAGUACGCGGGUGAGUUCCACAUUGAGAAGGGCCACUUUGGGAAGUACAAGCUGGUGAUUGACAACAACAGUGGCACCUACGCCCCACCUAUGGAAGAUCUGCCUAAACUCAAAGAGUUAUUCGAGAACAACUUUCCGGGAAUUUCGGUGGAGGCUAAGGACCGCAAUGAUGAGGAACUAAAGCAAAUGCGUCAGAAGAUUUUGGACGCAUGGGCGUAG
Messenger RNA from Peronospora farinosa, 1146 nucleotides. Lineage: Eukaryota; Oomycota; Peronosporomycetes; Peronosporales; Peronosporaceae. The record is from the annotation of a GenBank genome assembly.